Echinostoma caproni is the source of this 237-nucleotide messenger RNA. NCBI's taxonomy places the organism in Eukaryota, Metazoa, Platyhelminthes, Trematoda, Plagiorchiida, Echinostomatidae. The record is from the annotation of a GenBank genome assembly.
AUGAUUAAAUAUUUCUACAUUCCAGCAUUGAAUAUCGGUGAUCGGGAAGAAUCGUAUCCGCAUCCAGCCACUGCAUAUAAGCUGGGGCGAAGGAAGGCUUGGCAGUCGAAGCAACACGAGAACACGGAGCUCGGGGUACAAGAACCUGGACACAUAUUGGCUCGAGCCACCAGUCCUGUGACCAGUUGGCACGCCGCCGCUAUCUCCUAUGAACCGACCCAACCCAACCCUACCUGA